UGGUUGAUAUAGCAACGCGCGCUCUAGCUAAGGGACGUUUGGCCUAUAGAGGGGCGGCCAUUUUGUUGUAGCCCAAAAGGAGGAGGAGCUGCAGCAGUGGAAGAAUCCUCCCGGUGGGGGUGUGAGGCUGCAGAGGGGUUGCACAGUGAGGAGGAGCUUGAUCUCUAGCAGAGUGGCCCCUCCAAUGUCCCGAGGGGCUAGGAAGGCUUAAAGGUGAUACGAAGAUCUUUCCGAAGACCCCACGAUGGAGAGAGACGACCUGAUUGUCAUCAAAGUGGAAGAUGAUGAAGAUGUGGAGAGCGAUGAUCCAUGUAAGGGGGAGGAGAUCAGCACAGACCCAGAAGACUCCAGCGAAACUGCAGGAGACUUUCAUGAUGAGGAAGAUGAAGAUGUGAAGGUUAAAGAGGAGGAAGUUCCUAUGGAGAUCAGCACAGAUGGACGAUACAGAAGGUUCGAUGCGGAAGAACACCCAGUGCCUCCUCCAGAGGGCGAAGCAAAAGAUGGUAGCUCCACAGUCAACACUACAGGAGGAAAUUCAGUGACCCCAAAUCUCCACCCGGUGCUUCCUGCUACGUAUCUCUCACCCGGGCCCUCUACGCAAAUCGCUUUUUAUUUUCCCACCCCUGCCCCCAUCACACACCGCAAAUAUCGAAAACGUCCCAAAAAGUUUCCAUGUACGGAAUGUGGAAAAAGCUUUGACCAGAGGACGAAACUUGUUGCACAUGAGCGUUCCCACACAGGAGAGAGGCCCUUUUCCUGCUCGGAGUGUGGCAAAGACUUUGCCCAGAAGGCCCACCUAGUUUCACACCAGAAGAUUCAUUCGGGGGAAAAGCCUUAUUCAUGCUCAGAGUGCGGGAAGAGUUUCAUAGAAAAGGCUCUCCUAAGCCGGCACCAGAAGUUUCACGCCGGGGUAAGGCCGUUUUUGUGCGCCAUAUGUGGCAGGCGGUUUUUCCAGAAAGGCGAUGCGCUUAAACAUGUGCGAAUUCACACGGGGGAGAAUCCCUAUCCCUGCACCGAAUGUGGUCAGUCCUUCCCGUAUAAAGCCCGUCUUGACCGACAUUUAUUAAGUCACACGGGCGAGAAGCCUUUCUCCUGUUCCCACUGUGGGAGGGGAUUCGCUUACAAAGGCCUUCUUCUGGCACACGAAAGAACUCAUACCGAUGAGAAGCCUUAUUCAUGCGCAGUGUGCGGGAAAUCCUUCUCCCAGAAGUCCAACCUGGCCAGCCACGAAAGAACUCACACAGGGGAAAAGCCGUUUUCCUGUUCGGAGUGCGGGAAGAGUUUUACGAGGAAGGCGACUCUCCUUGGCCAUCAGAACACGCACAAGAAGAAACGUUUUGUACAGCUAAGGAUGAGGGAAGAGAGUGGCUCUGAAACGGGCGAAAAUACGGACAUCUCAGCCACACAGAGCUGCCCGCCGCAGAAGGCUGAAAAAAUUUGUGCAUCCCCUUCGUUCAUCCCGAUUGGAGGAAUACAGUUUAAAGGAUGACUCCGACAAAAACAACCUACGUGAUCAAUCUGCAAAGGGAGAAUUUUGUUUGCGAUAAUGGUUCAUCUACAAAACGGUGCUAAGGUUGGAGCCGGAUGUCAGACUUGCUAUCGCACACAAUGGCAUUCCAUUGAGCUAAGACUCCAACCUCUUCAUUAGAAAUGUGCCCUCAGACUGAUUUGUAGCCUUUUGUGCUGGCGCAGCUGGCGAACGGAAACUGCUGCAGAUUUACACGGCCUGGAACUGGAACAUAAGCCUGCAAGUGUUCUUUAGCCAGGCCAGCGUUGGCCUUUACUCUGCCGUUCAGCUCAUUGGAUGGUUUCCUCCAAUCACCAGCUGUUGUGUCUCUGAUUUGUUGUUAAAAAAUAAAGAGGUCCUGUCUGUGUUUAUA
This is a messenger RNA of Rana temporaria (common frog), 1880 nucleotides long. RefSeq names its product zinc finger protein 501-like. The coding region runs from base 245 to 1489 and encodes 414 amino acids. Gene Ontology annotation, biological process: regulation of transcription by RNA polymerase II. Gene Ontology annotation, molecular function: DNA-binding transcription factor activity; RNA polymerase II cis-regulatory region sequence-specific DNA binding. The record is from RefSeq and is a predicted model, not a curated record. NCBI's taxonomy places the organism in Eukaryota, Metazoa, Chordata, Amphibia, Anura, Ranidae. The transcript has 5 exons.